AUGUACAAUAUACAGUGCAGAGGGGGCAGAGUUACAGGGUUUUGCUUAUUGAUUUGUAGGGAAACCCCUGAUUUCGUGCAGAUACACCGAGAGGGGCAGCAGGAGAGAGAGACAAGCAGGGCGAGGGGUAGUUGAUGAGAGAGAGUCAUAGACAAAGUAAGUAAAUUGGAAAGGAGAAAACAUGAGAGAGAGAAGUGCAAGAGAGUGACAGUCUGCACACGGAACAGGAAGUAAAGUGUAAGAGAGAGAGGGGGCGGUAGAGAAAGAGAGGGGCAGAGAGACAGUAACUGAGUGAAUCAGUCCCCGCAGGACUUGCACAGGACUAACGCUGCCCUGCACGCAGCAGGGGUAUCACUUGGAAUGAAACUUCUAUCCUGCCCAAUGAAUAUCCUGCCUGAAGAUCAAAUCCAUUAAUCCCUGUUUCCGACAAUGAUGUGCUUCCCUCUUCCUCUCUGUACUAGAACUGCUCUCAACACGCAAUGAGCGACGCUACAAUGCAGCCUGUAUCCAUGGCGAUGCUGAACACAGUUACAUGCUGAGAGCAGCAUUCUGGAAGGCACAGUAACAUUUCAUUCCUGAAUUGGGGACAUAUACAUACAGAAAGUAAGAGGAAGUAUCAUAGAGUUGGAGGACCUCCACCACUUCUACCAUAGAGAACCUGGAAAUACUGGAUGGGUACAUAACUGGAAUAUGUCUUGCUAGUGGAAAUGUUGGAAAUUCCUAUAAGGGACAUUUACAACUUCCUUUUUGGAGCAUUCUCCGCCCACCCCUGAUCCAGGCCUAUGGAAAUGCAGGUGCAUGAUGGGAUAUCAUUCUGGCAUCGGAUUAAGAUCUUAACCUACAAAUUCCUCGCCCUCGUCCUUCUGAUUUCCUCAGGGUCUAGAGGGACUGGUGACAUUUGCAGACUCUGCUGCCACAUCCAAGGACUAAAGCACAAUUUAAACUGCAGCUGGGAGAGUCAGUCCCACACGGAGCACACCCUGUACGUGCUGCGCCUGAAAAAGCAAAGCUGUGGGCUUGGAAGCAGCCAAACUGACUGCCCGGAUAGCCACCUGUCUAUUCCUUCCCUACUGAACUUUACAGCCCCCGUGGGGCAGAACUGGCUGCUCAUACCCAGGAAAAAUCUGGUCAAGUUUUACCCAUAUCACCUUCGGCUGACGGCUGGGGGCAAAGAAGUGCAACUGAACCUCACGUACGACGUCAAUGGAGAGAAUGUGCUCCUUGAGCCGCCGGAGAUCACUGCUGUUGAGUCUGAAGAAGACAACAUUGUAGAGGUGAAGUGGAGAAACCAGGAACACGUGAGUGAUGAGCAGAAGGUGGAACUGAGGUACCGGAUGGUGGGAGCCGCCAACUGGACGGAGGUUCCCAAUAACAAACUGGAACCGGGCUCCUGUGAACUGACUGACCUGGAACCCUAUGUGGAGUACAAGCUCCAGAUCCGUUAUGUGGCAGAUGGUUCCAGUAGUAAGAAGGGCAGCAGAUGGAGCGAAACACUAACAUUCUGCACUCCAGAUCAAGUGCCCUGUGGCCUUCUAGAUGUCUGGCGAAGUACGGAGAAGCCACCAUUUUUGCUCAUCCAAUGGAAGCCAUUGGGCACCACCAGGGGUAAAAUCUUGGGCUACAAUGUGACCUAUACUGAUGGCGGCCAGGCUAAUAGCGCGGAGGCACAGUGCUGUCACAUCAAGCUGCCGGCUGGGGCCACGGAUAUCUGCGUCAGCCCCAGAAACCAGCACGGACUUGGCUAUGGCAGCUGUGUCACACCCCCCUGCUCAGAACCGGCCCCUCCCUCAGGUAUUAAAGUUUGGGCCGACGGGUCUGGAGGUAUUAAGGUAUCAGGGGUAGCGACAUUGCCCCCUCCCAAAGAUCCUCACUCGUACCUGGUUGAGUGGAAGGAACUCACAUUAGCCAGAAACCCAUUCCUGAAUUGGACCAGGUUCCGAGCAACCAAUCAAAACUUUACUCUGCCAGGUGACUUUGCCCCUUUUGCCCCAUACGGCGUGGCUGUGUUUGCCCUUUACCAGAACAGCUGUGCGGGAGUCGUAUCCACUGUUGUGUACAGCCAGGAGAAUGCACCCUCUGCUGGCCCCAACGUCUCCAUACGCCUGAUAUCCUCCGCGGAAGCACAUAUAUCAUGGGACGAGGUACCACUUCCGAACAGGAGAGGAAACAUUACUGGUUACACCAUCUACCUGAACAGCUCGGAACAUUCUCGGCAGAAAUCAGCUCUGUGGUCCAGGUCUGUGUUUGCUCAUGGUAGGAAUGAUUGCGUCUCUGGCUUAUCACCGGACACCGCAUAUACUGUAUGGAUGACGGCAUGGACAAGGGCAGGGGAAGGACCCCUGGGCAGUAUCAGGAAGUUUCGGACAACAGGUCGUACCUACAAUCCGCUGGUCAUCAUCAUCAUUGUUGUACUGACCGUGUUCUUCCUGCUGCUGGCCAUCCUAUUCUCCCUCUGGACCAAGCGGGUGCUGCGCAAAUGGUUCUGGCCCAGAAUCCCCAUCCCCAACCUGGAGAACAAUGCGGAACUCAGCAGGAUCCAGAACAACAAUAACUGGGACCUGGAACAGGAGAACCCCAACACACCCAUCGCCAUCGUGGAGGAGAUUGAGCCCCCAACGUGUCCUCCAAGACCUCAGCAGGGGACCUUUACAUCUGGAUAUGAAAAACAUUUUCUCCCCACCCAAGAAGAGGUGAUGGGUCUCUGGUGACCAGGGGGGCAGUUUUUUCCUACUCAAAGACUUGCUGAGAGGCCCUAGUGGAGAAGCUCUCAAUGGAGAUCUGGCCAAGGGGCAGGAGAGUGGACUGGGCUUAGUGGACUGAACUGCUGAGGACCUUGAUCCCAACAAAGCUAUUAGGAGUUCUCUAAGCAGGCGCAGAUCCCACCACAAGGAAGCAGAGUUGGGUCCAUCGUAACAAGGAAGCAGAGUUGGGUCCAUCUGAACACGGAAGCAGAGUUGGGUCCAUCUGA
Xenopus tropicalis (tropical clawed frog) is the source of this 2968-nucleotide messenger RNA. RefSeq names its product interleukin 27 receptor subunit alpha (gene il27ra). The transcript is spliced from 16 exons. The coding region runs from base 783 to 2708 and encodes 641 amino acids. Gene Ontology annotation, cellular component: membrane. The record is from RefSeq and is a predicted model, not a curated record. Lineage: Eukaryota; Metazoa; Chordata; Amphibia; Anura; Pipidae. Gene Ontology annotation, biological process: interleukin-27-mediated signaling pathway.